Messenger RNA from Penicillium paradoxum, 2229 nucleotides. RefSeq names its product alpha-N-acetylglucosaminidase. Bases 1 to 2229 code for a protein of 742 amino acids. NCBI's taxonomy places the organism in Eukaryota, Fungi, Ascomycota, Eurotiomycetes, Eurotiales, Aspergillaceae. The record is from RefSeq and is a predicted model, not a curated record. The transcript is spliced from 3 exons.
AUGCGCUGGGUUAAAUCGUUGCUGUGGCUGGGUGCAGUCGCGGUGUCUCAAUCCACCGAGGGCAUCUCCAAUCUUGUCAAACGACGACUGCCCGAUCACCUUGACAGUUUCUAUUUCACUUUGGAUACUAAUCUCACUGGCAAAUUCGAUACCUACGUUGUCACUAAUGCUCCGAACGGGGCGAUUUGGGUCAAGGGAAACACUUUGAGCGCUCUACACCGGUACCUCAGCGAUGUCGCUCAUGUUGAUAUCUACUGGUUCAUUGGCAGUCGACUCGACGUUGCCCCGUCCGGAUUACCUCACCUCACCAGCCCAAUCCAUGGUUCCAGUACAGUCCCUUGGCGGUAUCACUUUAAUACAGUGACAUUUUCGUAUACUACCGCCUUUUGGACAUGGGAAGAUUGGGAGUCACAACUUGAUUGGAUGGCCCUACGAGGUGUGAAUCUACCUCUUGCUUGGGUCGGCCAAGAGAAAAUUCUGGUCGAGGUCUUUCGUGAGAUUGGCCUCACCGAUGAAGAGAUUGCAACUUUCCUCAGUGGUCCGGCUUUCCAAGCCUGGAAUCGCUUCGGCAAUAUCCAAGGCUCCUGGCAUGGUGAUCUGCCCGAGAAGUGGAUCGAUGAACAAUUCGCUUUGCAGAAAAAGAUCAUCCAUCGCAUGAUAGAACUGGGAAUGACCCCUGUACUGCCAUCAUUUACUGGGUUUGUUCCUGCCAAUAUCUCUCGUGUUCUGCCAGAUGCCAGUCUGAUUCACGGAUCGCAAUGGGGCGCCUUCCCCCCUGAAUACACAAUGGACACGUUCCUUGAGCCAUUCGACGAAAACUUCGCAAAGCUCCAGGCCAGUUUUAUACGCAAACAACAGGAUUCCUACGGUAAUGUCAGUCACAUCUAUACCCUCGAUCAGUACAAUGAACUUCAGCCUUCCCAAGGGGAGGCGGAUUAUUUGCGUAAUAUGACUCGCAACACCUGGCAUAGCUUGAAAGCAGUGGAUCCCGAUGCGAUAUGGCUGAUGCAAGGCUGGCUUUUCUACGCCGACCGCGACUUUUGGACUUAUGAGCGAAUGGAAGCUUACUUGUCGGGCGUCGAGACAAAUGAAGACAUGUUGAUCUUGGACCUCUUCUCGGAGUCUAUUCCAGAGUGGCGCCGCACAAACAGUUACUUUGGAAAGCCUUGGAUUUGGUGCCAGUUACACGGCUUUGGAGGUACGAUGGGCCUGUAUGGGCAGAUUCAAAAUCUGACCCAAGAUGCUACUGAAGCACGAGUUGACUCUCAAUCGAUGGUCGGUUAUGGUCUCAGCAUGGAGGGCCAAGAGGGUAAUGAGAUUGUGUAUGACUUGACGCUCGAUCAAGCCUGGUCUGAGACCCCAGUGGACACUCGUGACUACUUUCACAAAUGGGUGACGAGUCGCUAUGCGGGUCGGAAUCAUAUCCCAAGCGAACUCUACACGGCCUGGGAUUCCAUGCGACAGACAGUGUACAACAACACUAACACCACAAUGCUUGCUGUGCAAAAGUCCAUUAUUGAUGUUGAACCCCAGCUUUGGGGUCAAGUCGAAGUACCCGUUACACAUGGCACAACCAUCCACUAUGAGCCGUCUAUCCUAGUGGAAGUAUGGCAACAUAUGUACCGGGCAGCAAAGGCCGAGCCACAGCUAUGGACCAAUCCAGCCUAUCAGCAUGACAUGGUUGAUGUGACUCGUCAAGUCAUGGACAACGCUUUCACGCUGUUGCAUUUAGAUUUAGUCAAGUCCUACAACGAUUCUCUUUCUCAAGAGGACUCCUUUGCACAAAAGGGCGAACAUAAUCUUCAAUUUUUAGCAGACCUUGAUUCUGUCCUCCUCACCAACCCAAACUUCAGACUUUCCACGUGGAUUGAUGCGGCAAGGGCCUGGGCCUUUGGCAACGAAGCCGAGAUGGCAUACUAUGAAUACAAUGCGCGAAAUCUGAUAACUCUAUGGGGGCCAAACGGAGAGAUCUCCGACUACGCAUCCAAGCAAUGGGGUGGUCUCGUUUCUUCAUACUACGUGCCACGCUGGCGUAUGUUCAUCGAGUACUUGAAGUCAACCCCGGCAGAGUUAUACAAUGCUACUGAAUUACAUGGACAAAUACGAUCCUUUGAGCUGCGGUGGCAAGAGGAGACUUGGUCAACUCCAGACCCCACUGGAGAUCGAGCGGACUUGGCAAAGGUCUUGACAGGGGUCAUCGACCGCUGGCCAUCUGUUUUUGGGCUGUAG